Girardinichthys multiradiatus is the source of this 3015-nucleotide messenger RNA. RefSeq names its product transglutaminase 2b (gene tgm2b). Lineage: Eukaryota; Metazoa; Chordata; Actinopteri; Cyprinodontiformes; Goodeidae. Gene Ontology annotation, biological process: peptide cross-linking. The transcript is spliced from 13 exons. The record is from RefSeq and is a predicted model, not a curated record. The coding region runs from base 16 to 2223 and encodes 735 amino acids. Gene Ontology annotation, molecular function: protein-glutamine gamma-glutamyltransferase activity.
UCGGAUCACGUAUUCAUGUACAAACAGUACCCCCGCCGCUUUGAGGAGGGUCGUGUCACACCCCCUCUGACUGGUUCAAGGAGGGUUACAAAUAAGACCGAGAAACAGCCGACAGGCACCGCUUUCUGCACUGAGCAGGACAUUCAUUCAAACAAAACCUCAAACUUUGAAAGCACCGCAGCAGUCAUGGCACAAGCUUUGGACAUUGAACGGUGGAACCUGGAGUGUUUGUUCAACAACACUGACCAUCGCACUGACCUCAACGGAGUAGAUCGACUCAUCGUGAGGAGAGGCCAACUAUUCACCAUCAGCCUGUAUCUGCGGUCUGGACGUUACCAGCCAGGCAUCAGCUCUCUUGACUUCAUUGCAGAAACAGGUCCUCAUCCCUCUGACCAGUAUGGCACCAGGGCCCGUUUUGGUCUCUCUUCUAAUAUUGACACUUCCACCUGGAGCGCUGCAGUAACCAGCCCUCCUGGGGAGAUGCUGGCCCUGUCUAUCUGCUCUUCUCCCAAAGCUCCGAUUGGCCGCUACACCCUCAACCUGGGCCAGUCACGGAGCAUUGAGUUCAUUCUUCUGUUUAAUCCCUGGUGUCCAGCGGAUGAGGUGUAUAUGGACAAUGAGCAGAGUCUGGCAGAGUAUGUGCUGGCUCAGGAUGGGAUCAUCUUUCGAGGCAGCAGCAAACACACCAUACCCACUCCCUGGAAUUUUGGCCAGUUCGAAAGUGGAAUCCUGGAUAUUUGUCUGAGGAUUCUGGACAUGAAUCCUAAAUGUCUGCGUAAUCCUGGAAAAGACUACUCAGGGAGAAGAAACCCUGUCUAUGUAACCCGAGUGCUGAGUGCCAUGGUGAACUGCAAUGACGAUAAAGGGGUGUUGCUGGGAAAAUGGUCAGACGGAUAUGAAGGAGGCGUCAGUCCCUUGUUUUGGCGUGGCAGUGUGGAGAUUCUGCGGAACUGGGACACACAAGCCUGUCAGCCUGUUCGCUACGGACAGUGCUGGGUGUUUGCUGCCGUCGCCUGCUCGGUUUCCAGAGCGCUGGGCAUUCCCUGCCGAGUCAUAACUAACUAUCUGUCUGCCCACGACACCAACAGUAACCUGGUGAUUGAGCGUUACGUUAAUGAAAAUGGGGAACUCAUUCAAUCCAGAGAAAUGAUCUGGAAUUAUCACUGCUGGGUGGAAAGCUGGAUGACAAGGCCAGACCUCAACCCUGACUUUGACGGCUGGCAGGCUAGUGACCCCACUCCCCAGGAGAAGAGUGAAGGAGUGUAUUGCUGCGGCCCCAUCCCUGUCAGGGCUAUCAAGGAAGGAGAGCUUACCUUCAAGUACGACGCCCCAUUUGUUUUUGCUGAGGUCAACGCUGAUGUUGUCACAUUCAUGAAGAAAAAAGACGGCAGCACUUCCGAAGUCACCUCGAGUGGAUUGGUUGGCCAGAAGAUCAGCACCAAGAGUGUUGGCAAUGACACCAGAGAGGACAUCACUCACCUCUACAAGUACCCUGAAGGAUCUGAUGAAGAGCGGGAAGCUUUCAAGAAAGCCAACCACCAAAACAAGCUUCUCCAGGAGAAGCCGGAGCUAGGCCUCCACAUCACUAUCAAAGUUACAUCUGACAUGAGGAAAGGCUGCGACUUUGACGUGUUUGCUGUCGUUACCAACAACACAGAAGCGGAGAGGAAGUGUCGCCUGGUGUUUGGGUCCUGCGCUGUGUCCUACAAUGGAUUUCUGGGAGGAAACUGUGGUUUUAAAGACCUGCUCAACGUUCAGCUUUCACCAGGAGCAGAGAGACGUGUUCCACUAAGGCUGAAUUACUCAAAGUAUGGGGACCAAGUCACAGAGGACAACCUAAUUCGCCUGGCAGCUCUACUGAUGGACUACUCCACAGGAGAAGCACAACUUGCAAUGAGAAACAUUGUACUGGACAAUCCUGAAAUCAAAGUAAAAAUUCUGGGUGAACCAAAGGAGAACCGGAAGUUGGCUGCAGAAAUUAGCAUCCAGAACCCUCUACCAGAGCCGCUGGAUAACUGCUGCUUCAGCAUUGAGGGGGCCAACCUGACUGGGGCCAACAUCAUCUCUGAAAGGUUGGACUGCACAGUGGGACCUGGGGAAGAUGCCAAAGUUAAAAUCUACUUCACCCCGACCCGUUCUGGGUUGAGAAAGCUGGUCGUCGACUUCGAUAGCAACAAGCUGUGUCACGUCAAGGGCUACAGGAAUGUCAUUAUUGGAAAAUAAAUGUUUUACAGACUUGCAGAUGGACACAUUUUCAGUCUAUUCCUGAUAAAGCUGAUUAAAGAUGUAGUCCGUAACUUUUCUUAAAUAAAAAGUAUUUUGAAAUCUAACUAUUUUUGCCCCCCCUGCUCCCCUUUCCCACCUGAAGCAGCUGAAAGCCUUGCCUCAUAUACACACGCGCACAAGCAGGCCAAGCAGUGUGACUGAAUGCAUAAUGGCAUUCAGUCAAAAAAUACAAACAAUAUCCUACACUAUACUAAUAACUUAGCCUACAUUACAUAUAAUGUAAGAUGAAUCCCCUUUCGUUCCCCUCCAUUCUCUUCCACAGUUAACUUGAUGUUCAAACUACUGAUUAACAUUACAUGUAAUGUUGUUCUGGUGAGCAUGAAAUCUAGCCUGGUGUAUUGGCCUAUUGUACACGCAGCAUAUUGUACUUUUAAAAGCAUCUCCUUUGUAAAUAUAUAUAUAUAUAUAUAUAUAUUUAUAUAUAUAUAUAUAAUCAGUCAGAUUAAAUUCCCAAAAAUACAGCUUGAUAUAAUCUUGAUUUUGGACAGUACAAUCAAAUUCAAGGGUGCAGAACAUUUUAUAAUGUACAUGGGAGCAAUAGUUUCACCAAUGACUCCAUCCAGGAAAGAGACACACCUAAACUCUGAAGGACCUCAACAGGAGUUGUUAUGAUCCUAGGGUGUUAGAUUAUGGUUUUCAUUUGUGUUUAUAUUCUCUCUACUCCAUCUUGUUCUGCCUGUUACUCUGCCUAAAUUUCUUGUUAUUUUUAAUAAACCUUUGUAAUGCUUA